AAGCUUCCAUCAUCCACCCCAGCUUGCAAUCCUGGUCGUAGUUGACUUCGCGAUUGCGCCCAGGGGUUCUGGCUUUGCGAAGCUCUCACCAACUCCCCCGAACCAAAUAUCCAAACCACCAAGCCGCCACCAACCCGCACAACCCCAAUGGCACCAUAGCAGUCUGCUCCCGUUCUCAAUUUCCGAGCUGCUUCUGCUUCUCACGAUGCUCGCAACAACACCCCGCCUCCACGUCCGGCGCCCCUCGCCAACGACAGCCGAAUUCACAGUAACAACCCGCCCACCACCAACCCUCACAGUUCGCGUCCUCUCAGGCCUCCUCUUCACCCUCCGCAUCCUCCUCUUCUUCUCCUCGAUUCUCCUCCUCCAAGCAGCCCUGACAGAAUCACCAUACGUCACCUCCCUCCUCUCCGCAUCGACAAGAACAAAACCCAUCGCAGCCGCAACUGCAACCAACGGCUCAGACGCCCUCUUCUCGAGCGCGACGGUCUGGCAGAUACUGUCAUUCAUACGCGCCUCUGCGCCAGGCCGCCUCGCGCACGCCGUCGCUGCCUCGCACGCAAUACCACUACCCGUCCUGGUCCCGGGGUGUCUGCUUGCGGCGUACGCGACGCUGAAACGCACGCACACCACUGAGAGUCUGCUCGUGCUGCGCGGGCUGGGGAUACAGACGAGCUCGACGAGCGGGAGCUACUUGUCGGCUGCCGCGACGCGGUUCAUACCUACGGAGAAGAUUCAGGAUGUGCUGGUGAAUGAAGCGUUCAGAGGCUUCGAGGUGCGGUACUACUUGAUUGUCAUUGUCGAGGGGGAGGAGGACAUCGUGGUUGUGUUUCCGAGGAUACUGCCCAAAAAGAAGAUUGUCGAGACGGUGUGGCGAGGCGUGAGGGGGUGUCUUUGGGAGGCGGAUGGUGGGAGUGGCAAUAGAAAGAUGGACGAUAGAUGGCAGAACGGGGUAUAA
Colletotrichum acutatum is the source of this 958-nucleotide messenger RNA. Its product is annotated as GPI-GlcNAc transferase complex. Lineage: Eukaryota; Fungi; Ascomycota; Sordariomycetes; Glomerellales; Glomerellaceae. The record is from RefSeq and is a predicted model, not a curated record. The transcript has a single exon. Gene Ontology annotation, cellular component: glycosylphosphatidylinositol-N-acetylglucosaminyltransferase (GPI-GnT) complex. Bases 206 to 958 code for a protein of 250 amino acids. Gene Ontology annotation, biological process: GPI anchor biosynthetic process.